Haliotis rufescens (red abalone) is the source of this 1161-nucleotide messenger RNA. RefSeq lists its product as uncharacterized. NCBI's taxonomy places the organism in Eukaryota, Metazoa, Mollusca, Gastropoda, Lepetellida, Haliotidae. The transcript has 2 exons. The coding region runs from base 1 to 1161 and encodes 386 amino acids. The record is from RefSeq and is a predicted model, not a curated record.
AUGUCGUCACUCUACGAUCCUUUAGGAAUUGUUGCACCGGUUUUGUUACCAGCCAAGAAGAUUUUACGGGAUCUGUGCAUCAACAAGCAGCUCGGAUGGGAUGAUGACAUACCCGUGGAAUACAAGGCAUCAUGGGAGCAGUGGAUAGAAGAGCUUCACCAUUUGAAUACACUACAGAUUGACAGAUGUCUCAAACCUGCUGAUUUUGGACAUGUUGUUUCUGUUCAACUACAUGUAUUCUCCGAUGCAAGCACUGUUGGAUACGGUUGUGUAGCAUAUCUGCGUAUGUCUAACGAUGAAGGCGGUAUUCACACAGCUUUCUUGAUUGGAAAGUCUAGGCUUGCUCCAGUGAAAACUAUCACUGUUCCCAGGUUGGAAUUAACUGCAGCCACCGUGUCUAUUCACAUCGGAAAACUGUUAAUGAAGGAACUGGAGACUACACCUGAAAGUGUCACUUACCACACAGACUCAACGACGGUGUUACACUAUAUCAGCAAUGAAACAAAGAGGUUUCCAAUCUUCGUUGCCAACCGUGUCAAGCAAAUCAGAGACUUUUCAGAACCUACUCAGUGGAAGUAUGUAGAUUCAAAAAGCAAUCCGGCUGAUGUUGCAUCCAGAGGUGUAUCUGCAUCACAUCUGCUUACCUGUAUGAACUGGUUUCAUGGGCCCAAAUUUCUUUCUUCUUCAGAAUCAGAAUGGCCAGUACAGCCACAUCUUAUCCAUGAUGAGAAGAUGCUUGAAGAAACAGUCACAGCAACCGAUGCAACACAGGAUGACUGCUCUCACAACACUAAAAUACACUUCAACAAAGAGUUUGAACUGCUUCAAGGAUGUGAAAGUACACGAGGCCGAGUUCCAAGGACAAGUUCAGUGUAUAAACUUGACCCAUUCAUUGAAAGUGGAAUUCUCAAAGUCGGGGGUCGCAUUGGCAGAGCUAAUAUCCCCAAGGAGAUGAAGCACCCAGUUAUACUUCCUUACAGAAGUCAUGUGACGUCACUGAUUAUUACAGACCAGCACAUAAAGCUAGCCAAUGCAGGACGUAACCAUGUACUUUCCAUGCUGAGAGAAACCUACUGGAUUAUUAAGGCUAACUCUGCUGUCCGCAACGUCUUGUCACACUGUGUUACCUGCCGACGUCUGCGUGGUUCAACAUGUGAUUAG